UCAGUCCAGUAGAAGCGUUCCGAAAGGGAGGAGGCGCAUCCAUCUCGUCAGAGAAACAGCCGUCGUUUGUGCAGUAGGAGACAUCGUCGCUUCUCUCCGUCUCCUUCUUCUUUUUCUCGAAGCAUCCACGUCCCUCAUCCGCUUCCAACAAUGCGUGAAAUUGUGCACCUGCAAGCCGGCCAGUGUGGGAACCAAAUCGGUGCCAAGUUCUGGGAGGUGAUCAGUGACGAGCACGGCAUCGAUCCCACCGGAACGUACCAUGGCGAUAGCGACCUGCAGCUGGACAGGAUCAGCGUCUACUACAACGAGGCUACAGGUGGGAAGUAUGUUCCCCGCGCCAUCCUGGUGGAUCUGGAGCCAGGGACCAUGGAUUCUGUCAGGUCUGGUCCCUUCGGUCAGAUCUUCAGACCUGACAACUUUGUCUUUGGUCAGAGCGGAGCCGGCAACAACUGGGCCAAGGGCCACUACACGGAGGGAGCCGAGCUGGUAGACUCGGUCAUGGACGUGGUGAGGAAGGAGGCAGAGAGCUGCGACUGCCUGCAGGGCUUUCAGCUCACGCACUCCCUGGGCGGCGGCACCGGCUCCGGCAUGGGCACGCUGCUCAUCAGCAAGAUCCGCGAAGAGUACCCGGACCGCAUCAUGAACACCUUCAGCGUGGUUCCCUCCCCCAAGGUGUCCGACACGGUGGUGGAGCCAUACAACGCCACUCUGUCGGUGCACCAGCUGGUGGAGAACACGGACGAGACGUACUGCAUUGACAACGAGGCUCUGUACGACAUCUGCUUCCGCACGCUGAAGUUGACCACGCCCACUUACGGCGAUCUCAACCACCUGGUGUCGGCCACCAUGAGCGGGGUCACGACCUGCUUGCGUUUCCCCGGCCAGCUCAACGCCGACCUGCGCAAACUGGCCGUAAACAUGGUGCCCUUCCCCCGCCUGCACUUCUUCAUGCCGGGUUUCGCCCCCCUCACCAGCAGGGGGAGCCAACAGUACCGCGCCCUCUCCGUACCCGAGCUCACCCAGCAGAUGUUCGACGCCAAGAACAUGAUGGCGGCGUGCGACCCGCGCCACGGCCGCUAUUUAACCGUCGCCGCCGUGUUCCGCGGCCGCAUGUCCAUGAAGGAGGUGGACGAGCAGAUGCUGAACGUGCAGAACAAGAACAGCAGCUACUUCGUGGAAUGGAUCCCCAACAACGUGAAGACGGCCGUGUGCGACAUCCCGCCGCGCGGCCUCAAGAUGGCCGCCACCUUCAUCGGCAACAGCACGGCCAUCCAGGAGCUAUUCAAGCGCAUCUCGGAGCAGUUCACCGCCAUGUUCCGCCGCAAGGCUUUCCUCCACUGGUACACGGGCGAGGGCAUGGACGAGAUGGAGUUCACCGAGGCCGAGAGCAACAUGAACGACCUGGUGUCCGAGUACCAGCAGUACCAGGACGCCACCGCCGAGGAGGGCGAGUUCGAAGAGGAGGGCGAGGAAGAGGGGGCCUAAAAACCCCCCGAACCCCUCCACCA
Messenger RNA from Hippocampus zosterae (dwarf seahorse), 1508 nucleotides. It is a transcript of the gene tubb4bl, whose product is annotated as tubulin, beta 4B class IVb-like. The transcript is spliced from 4 exons. Gene Ontology annotation, cellular component: microtubule; cytoplasm. Gene Ontology annotation, molecular function: GTPase activity; GTP binding; structural constituent of cytoskeleton. Gene Ontology annotation, biological process: mitotic cell cycle; microtubule cytoskeleton organization. The coding region runs from base 151 to 1485 and encodes 444 amino acids. NCBI's taxonomy places the organism in Eukaryota, Metazoa, Chordata, Actinopteri, Syngnathiformes, Syngnathidae. The record is from RefSeq and is a predicted model, not a curated record.